Chinchilla lanigera (long-tailed chinchilla) is the source of this 9253-nucleotide messenger RNA. It is a transcript of the gene Xylt1, whose product is annotated as xylosyltransferase I. Gene Ontology annotation, molecular function: protein xylosyltransferase activity. Lineage: Eukaryota; Metazoa; Chordata; Mammalia; Rodentia; Chinchillidae. Bases 428 to 3070 code for a protein of 880 amino acids. Gene Ontology annotation, biological process: chondroitin sulfate proteoglycan biosynthetic process; heparan sulfate proteoglycan biosynthetic process. The record is from RefSeq and is a predicted model, not a curated record. The transcript has 12 exons. Gene Ontology annotation, cellular component: membrane.
GGGGCCUCCCCUGUGCAUGAGUGGCGCUCAUGCAGCUCCUGCGCUCGCUGUCCCUGGCCCCACGUGGGUCGUUGGGAACGGAGCUCACAGCCAGGUGCCCACACAGAUGUGGAGGCAGGCAGUGGGGCAGUAUGAUGUGCCAAGCGGGGUAGGAAGUAGCCCAGCAUAGCCGAGGAGGCUUCUUGGAGGGAGCGGCGUCUGACCUGCGUCUGAGGGCCCGUUUAGGUCCUGUGGGUAAAGAAGGGGCAAGAAGGGCCUUGUGGAUCACUGUGGGUGAAGGCAUGGAAGCAGCAACUCCCGGGGCUGUGCGCUGUGGAAAGAAAAGCAGCUGACGUAGAGGGAGCAGUGAGCUCGGCAGGCUGACAGGAAGGGCAUCUGGGUAAGUUUGGGGCCGCUGUUGGAUGAGUUUUCUGUGAACAAAUAACUAAUGGCCUUUCUGAAACACGGGCUGGGACCCUGCAUUCAAAUGUGGACUUUGCUUCCUGAGAACGGAACUGUUAAACAUGUUGCUACUUGGAAGAGCAAGCAAGAAUUAUUUGUCCAUGGACCUAAGGAUCCACAUCCAAGUCCACUGAUCACAUCAGAGACGCAGGAUGGCUACUUCUCUCACCGACCCAAAGAAAAACUGCGUACAGACAGCAACAAUGAGAACUCAGUCCCCAAGGAUUUUGAGAAUGUUGACAACAGCAACUUUGCACCCCGGACUCAAAAGCAAAAACAUCAGCCAGAGUCAGCAAAGAAGCCGCCAAGUGGACAGAAGCAGCGUUUGCAGAGGAAGAUAGAGCCACAGGACAAAGGGCAGGGACAUUCUGUCCUAGGGAAGGGCCCCAGUGAGGUGCUACCUCCUGGCGAGAGGCCUGCCGCCAACAGCAGCCAUGGGAAGGAUGCACCCAGACAGCCCCACUCCAGGAAGAGUGGUGGCAGCGCUCCCGAGACCAAGUCUGAGCAGCCACCCAAGUGUGACAUCUCGGGCAAGGAGGCCAUCUCUGCCCUGUCUCGCUCUAAGUCCAAGCACUGCCGCCAGGAGAUUGGGGAGACCUACUGCCGCCACAAGCUGGGGCUGCUGAUGCCUGAGAAGGUGACUCGGUUCUGCCCCCUUGAGGGCAAAGCCAACAAGAACGUCCAGUGGGACGAGGACUCUGUGGAGUACCUGCCAGCCCACCCAGUCAGAAUCGCCUUCGUCCUGGUGGUGCACGGCCGUGCCUCUCGGCAGCUGCAGCGCAUGUUCAAGGCCAUCUACCACAAAGACCACUUCUACUAUAUCCAUGUGGACAAGCGCUCUAAUUACCUGCAUCGGCAAGUGCUCCAGUUCGCCAAGCAGUACAGCAACGUUCGCGUCACUCCCUGGAGAAUGGCCACCAUCUGGGGGGGAGCCAGCCUCCUGUCCACCUACCUACAGAGCAUGCGGGACCUUCUGGAGAUGACUGACUGGCCCUGGGACUUUUUCAUCAACCUCAGUGCUGCAGACUAUCCCAUCAGGACGAAUGACCAGCUGGUCGCCUUUCUCUCCCGAUAUCGAGAUAUGAACUUCUUGAAGUCACACGGCCGGGACAAUGCAAGGUUCAUCCGGAAGCAAGGUCUGGACCGGCUCUUCCUGGAGUGUGAUGCCCACAUGUGGCGUCUGGGGGACCGGCGUAUCCCUGAAGGUAUUGCUGUCGAUGGUGGCUCUGAUUGGUUCCUACUGAACCGGAAGUUUGUGGAGUAUGUGACAUUUUCCACAGAUGACCUGGUGACCAAGAUGAAGCAGUUCUACUCUUACACCCUACUACCUGCUGAGUCCUUCUUCCACACAGUCCUGGAGAACAGCCCCCACUGUGACACCAUGGUGGACAACAACUUGCGUAUCACCAACUGGAACCGCAAGCUGGGCUGCAAGUGCCAGUACAAGCACAUUGUGGACUGGUGUGGCUGCUCCCCCAAUGACUUCAAGCCCCAGGAUUUCCACCGCUUCCAGCAGACAGCCAGGCCCACCUUCUUUGCCCGCAAGUUUGAAGCCGUGGUGAAUCAGGAGAUCAUCGGGCAGCUGGACUACUACCUGUAUGGGAACUACCCGACAGGCACCCCGGGCCUGCGCUCCUACUGGGAGAACCUUUAUGAUGAGCCUGAUGGAGUCCAUAGCCUGAGCGACGUGGCACUCACCCUGUACCACUCCUUCGCACGCCUGGGCCUGCGGAGGGCCGAGUCCUCCCUACACACAGAGGGUGAGAACAGCUGCAGGUACUACCCAAUGGGCCACCCAGCAUCUGUCCACCUGUACUUCCUUGCUGACCGCUUCCAGGGCUUUCUGAUUAAGCAUCAUGCUACCAAUCUGGCGGUGAGCAAACUCGAGACCCUGGAGACAUGGGUGAUGCCAAAGAAAGUCUUCAAGAUCGCAAGUCCCCCCAGCGACUUCGGGAGACUUCAGUUUUCUGAGGUCGGCACAGACUGGGAUGCCAAGGAGCGGCUGUUCCGGAACUUUGGUGGUCUCUUGGGGCCCAUGGAUGAGCCAGUAGGAAUGCAGAAAUGGGGGAAAGGGCCCAAUGUGACUGUGACUGUCAUUUGGGUGGACCCUGUUAAUGUCAUCGCAGCCACCUAUGACAUCCUGAUUGAGUCCACUGCUGAAUUCACCCACUACAAGCCCCCUUUGAACUUGCCCUUGAGGCCUGGGGUCUGGACAGUGAAAAUACUCCACCACUGGGUGCCCGUUGCAGAGACCAAAUUCCUCAUUGCACCUUUGACCUUCUCAAACAGGCAGCCCAUCAAACCAGAGGAGGCAUUGAGGCUGCACAACGGGCCCCCCCGCAGUGCCUACAUGGAGCAGAGUUUCCAGAGCCUGAAUCCAGUCCUCAGCCUGCCCAUAAUUCCUGCCCAAGUGGAGCAGGCUCGGAGAAAUGCAGCCUCCACAGGCACAGCGCUGGAGAGCUGGCUGGACUCGCUAGUGGGCAGGAUGUGGACCACAAUGGACAUCUGUGCCACGGGCCCUACCUCCUGUCCGGUGAUGCAGGCCUGCAGUCAGACAGCCUGGAGCUCCUUCAGCCCCGACCCCAAGUCAGAGCUGGGGGCAGUCAAACCUGAUGGCCGGCUCAGGUAGCACUGGCCACAUGUGGACCACAGCACAAUCUCAGCAGGAAAGCUGCCAGAGGGGCCUGAAGCCUGGCCUCCCUCUCUGGGUGGACCUCCUGGCCAUAGAACAGUGGGGGAGGUGAGUUUGGAGGCCAGAGUGGAUCGGCCUACAUUUGGCAAGCUGGCUUCUGGGGUGGGGAUGGCUCCGUGCCAGCACCAUGGCGGUCUCACCCCUUCUGGUUGACCCUCGACUCCUGCAGGUUCCUGUCUUCCCCUCCAGUGAUCUGUACCUGUGCCCCCCACCCCACCCCACCCCAAGUGAUUUUCAGACUUUUAUUUUGAGCCGCAGAACUUCAUUUACUCAGCUCAGUGGUAGGUAGAAAUUCAUGGUAUGGGUAAAACUAGGCUGCUGUGGUUGAAGCUGCAUAGGCUGCCUCAAAAGCUCACCUCACUGGGGGUCCCUUUGCCAAGGGCAUCUCCUCAGGUCCCUCUCCUGAACCCAAGGGCUCUGCACAAGCCAGUGUGACGACCACUGCCCAGACCGAGGGUAUGAGCUCCAGCUGCCCUUCUGCUUAUCUCUCUACUCCUUUGGCUGGGAACCCCUGGCCCACCCUAUAACAGCAGGCCACAGAAGGUCACAGGCUUAGGCCUCUCCCAGGAAAGUGGCAGGUUUGGGAGGGCUCCAAGCCUCUCACCAGCCUCUCUCCUACUGAGCUAUUCUUCAUGAUAACUGGAAGAGCAGGAAAGCCAUUUGGCCAAGGUCUACUUGGGCCUGUGGCAGCCAGCUGUCCCUGGGUCUAGGCCACGCUCCAUGCAGUAGAAAUGGCAGUAGAAAUGGGGUAAUGAGUAUGAGCCUCAUGUCUCCAAGUGGUUCAUGAGCUGCAAAACUGAGACCAUGACCUCUUUGGUCCUUGAAAAUGGAAAUGUUGGGGGUCAUGGCCGUGGAACUUACAAGAGAUUGCUUGGAACAAAACUCCUGAGCUAGACAGUACAGCAAUACCCAUCAUCUGCCAGAGCCCUGCCGUGCUGAGGUCAGGCCCCAAAGCCUUUGUGAAUCGCACAUUUGGUGCUGUUGGCAGUGACCAAACCCAUGGACCAGACUUCUCGCAUCCAGAAAAAAAGCAUUUCAGAUUUGCCUCUCAGUUUCAUGCCCUUCCUUUUCCAGAGUGCCAACAGGCCCAUCUGCACAUGCAAUAUAAAAACAAUUGAGUUUCAAAAAUGUUCCUAAAGGUUCUUUAAAAAUUAAAAAAAUAUUCAAAGUGCUAGAGUUACCAGAAAACUGAAGGGUUUCCUUCCCACGUCCCCCGGCUUGUCUGGGGCACCUCCCCAGUAGCACCCCUUCCUCCCUGAUCUUCACAUCCCCUGGAUGACAGGGUUCACUGGGGAAAGUCACACCUGUCCUUCCGAGGUGAGCCGGUCCUUGGCAUCUCCCCAGCAUGGGUGUCAAAUUACUAUGGUCCACCUCGUGGCCUGUCUGCUGUGCUGCCCUCUCCCGCCCAGCAAGGCAAGAUGUCCCGUUGGCAAUGGAGGACAUAGAGAAGGGACACUAGAUAUUUAUUAUUUAAUAUGUUUUAGUCAAUGACUAAUUAGUAGGUGCUGUUUUUGCAGCUUGUCAUUUAUGUUAUCUUACUAACUAAAGCUGCCUUUAUUCACAAAAGGCUCCCUUCCUCCUCCCUCCCACCCCUUGUCUGUCUGUCCCUCUCUAUCUCUAUCUCUAAUUCUGUCUCUGUCUCUAUAUGUCAGCCCUACAUCCUCCUUGUUCUCAGAGUAAAGCAGGGGUGUUGGACACCAUGAGAAAGCUUCAGCUGGCCUCAUCUACCAGCAUGACGCAGGUGCCUUUGGGACCUCUAGAGCCUCAUUUUUCCUUAUGCAGGGUGUUAGCCCCAUCCGUCCACUCAAAUGCAAGAGUGCUGAAUUCCUGAUGGCCCUGCCCUACCCAAGCAUAGAGAUGUGCUGGCUGAAAAUUUGGGGAGGGGGCAGUGUGCUGACUGUAGAAAGCUGCAUGGAGCUGCUUGGUCCACAGGGAACUCCCCAUAGCCAACCUGACCAUGAGUCUUGAUAUGACAGUGACAGGGGAACAGGCUCCUUCCAAGGGGAAGAGGGUCAUGGGACCCAGCCAGGAAAGCCGAGGAGAUAGCUGUUAUCCACAGUGAAUUUUGGGACCUCAGAGUGGCUUUCUCAGAAAGUUUACAGGUUCUCUAAGUGGUUUUACAGACUAUGAGAACCACCAGUCCAGUACUACAUCUUCUUUCUCCAUCAGCCUCUGCCCCUGGUCAGGGCUUCUCUGAGGCUGCUGAGGUCUGGGAGGCUUCCCCUUACCUUCCUUGUUCAGCUUUUAGGUCUCUGUGUUUUCUACAGUGUUACGUUCAGUGGCUUCAGGAGCUCAGUCUCAGCAGGUCCCUGGAUACAACGGGAGCUGCAGAUUCCGAGGCAAGGCCGCUCCUGACUCACUGACAUUUCAGACUUCCUUCCAUCCUAGAACAAGUGGAGAAAGGCAGAGGUGACUUACUAUGGGGACCACCCUCCUCCCCCAAGGCUUUCCUCCUCACUCGUGGCUACUAAUUCUGGGAGCUCGGAAGUCGCAUCAGUAUUUCUUUGUCUCCUCUGUUUUUGGACCAGAGAAUAAUUUUGCAGAUACUGCAUUUGAUAAGAAAAGAGAAUUCCAAACAACACCCAGCAUGAUUUGAGAAAAAUAGAUGUUUCUCAGGAAAGCCAGUGUUAAUGCUUUUAUUUUUAAUGUCUGCCGACAGUGUAUUUGUUGGAGGCAAUUGGUCAGGCAUCCUUGAGCUGCACCUGCCUGGGGAUCCCUCUCCCUGGGAGCCAUGCUCUUCAGGAACCCUAUCACUGUCUGUAGAGGCUGGAAGGGAUGAUAUCCUACUAACCAGAUCCCUAGAGUCUCUGGAAAGCUAAGUGGGGAGACUUGGGUGUCAGCUUAUGGGGAGAAGGAAAUAUCCCUAGAUGCUGUUGUCUGUGCAUUUCCCACUCAUCCAAUGACAUUCAGAAAGAAAAGAAUCUCAGCAGGUAUCCAGCAUUUCCAAAUCCCACUUCCCAAGUCCUGUACAAAGCAGUAUAUCCCCGAAGAGGAGGUGAGCAAUCUCUUAAAGGCCCCUUGCUUUAAGAAGUAUGCUCCUUCCUUGCACUGGAAAAAGCCUUUCUGGUGGGAUCAGAGGAGAGUCCUUCUGGUUUUAUUUCUCAUUGCUCAUGUAACUUUUACAUUUCAUAUAGAAUUUAGAGAGAAUAUCACCACACAACCCCUACCCCAGAGGGUUGGCUUAUCACCACUCUAGAAACAUGCCUGCAUAUAUGAAGAUACUUCUUCCUCCUGAUUCCUAGUUUGCAGAUAUACAAGGAGGUCAUUGACUGGAACUGAUCUCUGCCAAAAAGGUACAGAAUAGACAAGAGCAGUAGCUCUCAGGUGUGAGGCAUGAGGAGGGAUGCUUUUUACAACCAUAUUCACUGAGGAUUUGGGACACUAACUCCUCAGUAACAUUUCAAAGGUGGGAAGUACACUAGAAACUGCUAUCAGCAUGCUCAGUUUUGAGCAUGCAAAGAAGGUUUGCCAGAUCAAAGGGCCACUCAAUGGCAGGAGUCAUGACUGCUUAAUGAGGUCCAGGUCACAAACAAAUGACUGAAGCCAUUGAUGCAAGGCAAAGGGAGUGGUGGGGACUGUGGUCUGAUUGGCAUAUGUGGGACCCAUUGGGAAAGAGCAGCUGCUACUCAGCUCCAGCCUGUCAUUGCAUGGAAGGAUGCAAGCGUGUUGCAGUGGCAUCUUCCAGUUUGGUAAGGGAAGCCAGAAAUGCAUAUGUUUACAGAAAAUAUGACCUUUCAAUGUUAGCUAAUUUUUUAACAGUGUGAGAAAAAACAUCCCAUAGUUCCACUUAUGCACCCCCAGUAAAAUGCUGUCUGGAGAGAUGGCUUCAAAUGCCGUGAGGUCUUAUCAAGUGGAAGAGAGGGAAAGAGCCAACACAAGGAAAAGCAAAAGAAGAAUUCUUGGAUUUUUGAAAGAAUAGGAAUUUCUGAUGUGGUUCUCCUCCCAAGAGCCAUCCCACACAGGAGGGCUGUCCUGUUAGCUGUCUUGGUCCCAAGACAGUGUGUGCUGAAGGGAAACAGGAAUGCAGUCUGGAGGGGUGGGAUGUCCUCCCUUACACAUCCAGAGGUCCUUAUCUGCCUAGGUCCUUACCCUUUAGGACUGCAACAUGCCAGGCAGAAAUGGCAAGGACAGGGUCCAGGACAAGGGAAUGCUGAGUGAAACAGCAGGACUCUCCACAUCUCAAGUCUUGGCAACCAAUCUGCCACCUCUGGAAGCUUCCUCCAAAACCAAGCAGAGCUGUGCUUGUUCACAAGAUGUUCUCUUUGCUUCUGCCUCAGUUACCUGACUUUGCCCAUGGGUCAACCACAGGCGCUACCUCACUGUGUCCUGCUGAGAAGUUUACCUGGGGGGAGUGAAGGUGUCUAUGUCUGCUGGAGCUAAAUGAACAAUCUAUGCAAUCUCUCUCUCCCUCCCUCCCUCCCCCUCUCCUUCCCUCUCUCUCCAUCUCUCUCCCUCCUUCCCUCUCCCUCUCUCUCCUCUCUCCUCUCUUCUCCCUUCCUCUCUCCUGUCAUCUCUUUCUCCCUCUUCCCAUCUCUUUCUCUAACCUAGAAGUAUUAUUCUUUCUUACCUUGCAAACAAGAUACUGUAUAGGACCCUCUCAAGACUGCAGAGGGCUUUCAUGCACCACCCGUGUCUACCCAUCGCGUUGUCUUUGGUUCAGCUCUUGCCAAACCCCGUGCAGGGAGAAAGUGGCCUCUCUUCUCUCCCCGCUUGGCUGGAAAUGCUCCGACUGCCUCUGCCUGCAGGCACCACUGGGAAGCAGGCCCCACCCCUUUUUAUCCCGUUCCCAAUACUGUCUCCUUUCUGCCUUUUCCUCCAACUUGCUUCUCCUACCCCUACCCUCCAAAAAAGCCUUAGGUUUCUCCUUUUUGAAAUGUGGCCUUAAAAUUAUUUUGGAAAGCUGAUGUCCUCUCCUUCUGAUUUUCACCACUGUCCAGAAGAAAAGAGCGUCUUGAAGCUUUUUGUGGUGGCCUCCUGAGUCAGGGGCUGCAAAGCUGUAGUUUGAAGAUGCGAUAGAAAUUGCUUACAAAUAUCAUCUUUAAGAAAAAUGCUCUUCUGUUUUUCCUAUGGGCAAAAUGGGGCUCGAGAGCUCACGUGAAGCUUAGCAGACUCCUGAAGCACUCUUAAAGAGUUGCUGUGAGGGGCUGGCUGAAUUGCCAGCAGGGUGCUCACCAUCUUGGCUUUCCAAGCCUCCCCUUCCCCCAAGACUGGGUGACUUCCUGUACUUCAUCAAGGGUAAGUCAAGAGCAAUUCUCAAUUUAUCUCUUUGUCCUUCCUGCCUGGAAAGUAAUAGCAUUAAAUAUUCCCAGUGGAUGGGUCAAAUUCUCAAAGGGACCCUUCCCCCCCACCCCCGCCGCCUUCAGACUCCAUCCUUGCUCUUUCACCAUCUAGCACUGAUGGAGGCCAAAGACAACCCCAAGGUUUUCAUAGGAAAUUCACUGGAAUUGAGCGCAAUCAUCUUUGUAGUCUUUCUGUCUUCUUUUUUAAAAAUAUUACUAUGUUGUCGAUAGCAUUUGUUUUAGAGGCCUCAUGAUAAAUUAUUACUGUCUCCCUCACUGUUUUCAAAGACAUGCGGUGAUAUAGUUUUUAAAAAUAACUAUUUUGUUAUAGAUCAUAAUAUGCAUACAAUUGUACAGAAAUAUUUUGUAAUGUAUUGAUUUUAAAAAAGAGACUCUGUAAAUAAAGUCUAAAAAAAAGAGAGAGAAAGUUCACAUGGCACACACUGAAAGAUGUAGAUAUUUUGCUAUUUAUUUAAAGGAGUAUUUUAAGAGAGAUUGAACUAUCUGAAGUUGACCAAUAAUGAAAGUUCUAAUCAUCAGAGUGCUUUUCCUCAAGGUAGAAUGUGAUUCUCAGAAACGACUGCAUUACCUGCCCAUUUUUGCACCCUUUCUGUCUUCAUUUAGCAGAACAACAACAACAACAACAACAACAAAAUUGUGCCUUAGCUGUAUUUUUUGUCUAGGGGAGUUUGUUUCUGUCUGACAAAGCAAAAUUUUUUGCAGAAAAGUGGAUGUAUUAAAUAUUGUAUCAUACCAAAAACACUGCAGGUGUAUAUAGAUGCUUUCUGUCAUACUGUGUUUUCAGAUGCAGAAUUUUAAAAUAAAAAAUGUCUUUAUGGAA